AGGGGGCGCCAGGUGGCCGGAGAGGUGGCCAUGAGCGCGCGGGGCAAGACGUUGGUGCCACUGCUGGUGGUUGUGGUGGCGGUGGAGGUGACCUUACAGUCAACCUCUUCGCAUGUGAAACCCGUGGAUCCCGAGAAACCCGAACUGCAGGAAGCCAACCUAUUGUCAGGACCCUGCGGUCACAGGACCAUCCCUUCACGUAUAGUGGGUGGCGAAGAGGCCGAGCUUGGCCGCUGGCCUUGGCAAGGGAGCCUGCGUGUAUGGGGCAACCACUUAUGUGGCGCAACUUUGCUCAACCGCCGCUGGGUGCUUACAGCUGCCCACUGCUUCCAAAAGGACAAUGAUCCUUUCGACUGGACAGUCCAGUUUGGCGAGCUGACCUCCAGGCCGUCUCUCUGGAACCUACAGGCUUAUUCCAACCGUUACCAAAUAGAAGAUAUUUUCCUGAGCCCCAAGUACACGGAGCAGUUUCCCUAUGACAUUGCUCUGCUGAAGCUGUCAUCGCCUGUCACCUACAGUAACUUCAUCCAGCCCAUCUGCCUCCCGAACUCCACAUACAAGUUUGCGAACCGAACUGACUGCUGGGUGACCGGCUGGGGGGCUAUUGGAGAGGAUGAGAGUCUGCCACUUCCCAACAACCUCCAGGAAGUGCAGGUAGCUAUCAUCAACAACACCAUGUGUAACCAUUUGUUCAAAAAGCCAGACUUCCGCGUAAACAUCUGGGGAGACAUGGUUUGCGCUGGCAGUCCUGAAGGCGGCAAGGAUGCCUGCUUUGGUGACUCAGGAGGACCCUUGGUCUGCAACCAGGAUACAGUGUGGUAUCAGGUCGGAGUUGUGAGCUGGGGAAUAGGCUGUGGUCGGCCCAAUCGCCCUGGAGUCUAUACCAACAUCAGUCAUCACUACAACUGGAUCCGGUUGACUAUGAUCCGAAACGGGAUGCUCAGGCCUGACCCAGCCCCCCUACUGCUGUUUCUUACUCUGGCCUGGGCUUCUUCCUGUCUGCUGAGGUCUGCCUGAGCCUUCGUGCGUAAAGCAGGGCACCUGUGGGGUCAGGCUGUUUCUUUUGUAUCUCGUUUGCUAAUAAACACAUUGAUAGUUUCCUA
Molecule: messenger RNA, 1103 nt
Organism: Rattus rattus (black rat)
Lineage: Eukaryota; Metazoa; Chordata; Mammalia; Rodentia; Muridae
Product: testisin
Exons: 6
Coding region: 31-1017 (328 amino acids)
Biological process (GO): proteolysis
Molecular function (GO): serine-type endopeptidase activity
Source: RefSeq, a predicted model, not a curated record